This is a messenger RNA of Giardia duodenalis, 933 nucleotides long. RefSeq lists its product as uncharacterized. The record is from RefSeq and is a predicted model, not a curated record. The transcript has a single exon. Bases 1 to 933 code for a protein of 310 amino acids. Lineage: Eukaryota; Fornicata; Diplomonadida; Hexamitidae.
AUGUAUCGUGCUAAGAGUGUUAUUGGCACACAGGAUCCGCGCCAACCUCACCACGUCCGGUACACUAGUUGUGGAUGUACUAAUACACCUCUUCAAACGACCAGAAGUCCCGUGAAAGACACUUCUCAAGUUCCUUCCACUCUCAUACCUAGAAUACAGUCACCGGCAUUUGGGCAUCUAAGUGCCGUUCGCAGAAGCCUGCAGGACAUUGGGGCAAGACAUCCAAGCCGCACUAUCUACCAUGCAUCCCCCACAAGGGAUCAAGAUCUCAACCAGCGUUCUGAGCUGCAAAGACCAUUAUCUAUCUCUGACUUGAUCAGCCCCAACCAACAAACCAUGGUUUUCGAUCGCGAAAAAGUAGAACCGAUUGUCCACAAGCUUUUAAAUGAUAGGGACGGACGGAUAGAGGGGAUAAAGAACAAGCUGCUUGAAGAUGUCAAGAAGGAGAUGGAUUAUCGACAUGAGCUUAUAGAUAACAUCGUUCACUCAAUAAAUACAGAACAGAAGAGGACACAAAGAUUACUGUCCCGAUCAGCCAUUGCUAACAAACUUCUAAGGAAGAUACAGACAAGACUUAACGAGCAAUCAACUCAGAUUGCUGAACUGCAGGCUCGUAUUGAAGACCUCGAAUUGCAACUUAAGCAGGAGCAGGCUCAAAAACCACGGCUGCAGUCCGCACUAGACCGGGUGAAUAAAUUUGAAGAUACAAUUGCUACCAACACAAGCAAGAUUGAUCAACAGACAAAGGCUAUACAUCAUUAUCUGCAAAACCUUCAACACUCCCUUGAGCAAAUUAUAUUAGAACAACGCAAGACAGGGGUCAAUGGUGUUGAUUCUGAAAGUACAGUGAGCAGAGCUGUUAGUAGUAUCCAUCAGCAGUUGGCUGCAGCAGAAACGCUGCAUUCUCUUCUGACUGAUAUGCCUAAAGAGUAG